AUGGCUGAACAAAACGGAAUACACAACCUGUUUCUUGAAACUGCAACAGCUAUGGAAAUUGAAAAUGGAGAUGCACCACCACAAGUACAACCUCAAGAACGAGAACCGCCCAAGUGUUUAGUUACCAAGACCGACGAUGGAAGCCUAGAGAGUCAUCGUUAUUACCUUUCUCGCAGAACAAUUCUGGAGAUGCUCAAAGACAGAGGCUACUCUAUUCCAUCCCCCGAAAUUCAGCUCUCGCUUGAAGAAUUUCGUCAAGCUCAUGGCCAAUGUCCUGAUGUCGAUCGACUCCGUUUUACUGCUAGUCAUGGCACUGAUCCCUCUAAAAGGGUUUUAGUGAUUUUCAGUGGGCCAGGGGUUGUGAAAGUGAAUGUGAUCAGGAACAUUGCUGGACAGAUUGUGAAUAGAGACACUCUCACUGGUCUCAUUUUGAUUGUGCAAAAUCAGAUCACUAGCCAGGCUUUGAAAGCGGUUAAUACUCUAUCUUUCAAAGUUGAAAUUUUCCAGAUCACAGACUUGCUUGUUAAUAUUACAAAGCAUGUUUUGAAGCCAAAGCAUCAGGUUCUGACCGAUAAGCAGAAAAAAAAUCUCCUGAAGAAGUACAAUAUACAAGAAAAGCAGCUUCCCCGGAUGCUACAGACAGAUGCAAUUGCUCGAUAUUAUGGACUUCAAAGGGGGCAGGUAGUUAAAGUUACCUACACCGGUGAAAUCACCCAGAUGCAUGUUACCUAUCGAUGUGUUUGGUGA
Molecule: messenger RNA, 747 nt
Organism: Lathyrus sativus (Indian pea)
Lineage: Eukaryota; Viridiplantae; Streptophyta; Magnoliopsida; Fabales; Fabaceae
Source: the annotation of a GenBank genome assembly